Molecule: messenger RNA, 6654 nt
Organism: Adelges cooleyi (spruce gall adelgid)
Lineage: Eukaryota; Metazoa; Arthropoda; Insecta; Hemiptera; Adelgidae
Gene: mbl
Product: protein muscleblind
Exons: 10
Coding region: 958-1731 (257 amino acids)
Molecular function (GO): metal ion binding
Source: RefSeq, a predicted model, not a curated record
CUCCGUUUGUCGCUUGUACUGGUACGUUCCACCGUCGCCGCCGCUGAUUCGCCGCCCGUCGUCGUCUCCAUAGCCGCCGCCGCCGCCGCCGCCAAAAAGCCGUUAUCGUUUUUUUUUGUAUUUAAAAAAAACGGUACUCGAGUAAAAAAAAAAAAAAAAACAGUUUUUUCUUCGCCGAACAACAAUAUUAUUAUCGUUACCACCGGUCAGCGUGCGGUAUAAGACAUUUAUAAAAAAAAAAAAAAACAUUAUCACUGUUAUCAACCCGAACGCGUACUGCUUCUUCGCGGUCACCCGCCGGUAAAAACCGCCCGGGGUUUUCCCGCCACAACCGGUUACACGUCUGUUCUUCCACGACGACCUUGCGUUCUCUCAUUGUCUCAACGGCGGCCGACGGCUCAAGACGAACAGGUGUAAUCAGCUCAGCCAAAGUACUCUGAAGAGCUUGCACGGCGCAGCACGGUGUUGAUUCCGAAACUUCAAACUCGUCGCCUGGUCCGAAAAAGUUGUAUUUACGGACCACUGCUAGGAGCCGGCAACGCUACCAAACCGACCGGAAGACAGUGCGGAAAAGCGACAUCUCUGACUUAUACCGGCAAACGGCUUGCUUGUGUAGAGAGCUUUGAAUCGCCUCCCGGCAGACCCGCAUCGCCGACAGCAGCCGCCCACGCUACCGCUGAAAAGCCAAAAAGGUUAAAUGAUAUCGUCUGCCACGACCGAACACCGCAUCAGCUGUAGUCUGUCGUCGUUGUACUAGUCGAACGCUUCUUCCGGCUAGGUCUUAUAAUAUAACACAAUACAAUAAUUGUUUCUUCACCAAAAAAAGAAACAGUAACAAACCGUCGGUUCUCUUUAUUAAUCCACCAAACCGUGUUCCGCACAUCAGUUCGGCUAAGCUAAGCUCGACUCGAUAAAAAAAAAAACCCCUUUACAAACUACUGAUCGCACACGUCUAAGAUGGCCGUGGUAAACAUGAACAAUUUGUUGAACGGCAAAGACUCCAGAUGGCUGCAGUUGGAAGUGUGCCGGGAAUACCAGCGGAACAAGUGCUCCAGACCGGACACGGACUGCAAAUUCGCCCAUCCGGCGCCCAACGUGGAAGUCCAAAACGGCCGGGUGACCGCCUGCUACGACAGCAUUAAGGGUCGGUGCAACAGAGAGAAGCCGCCGUGCAAGUAUUUCCACCCGCCGCAGCAUCUCAAGGAUCAGCUAUUGAUAAACGGUCGCAACCAUUUGGCAUUGAAGAACGCGCUGAUGCAGCAGAUGACCAUGGCGGCCAGCCAGCAGAUCGUACCCGGUCAAGUUCCCACGGCGGUGGUGAGUUUUGAUCCUGCUGCUCCUACUGCCUAUCUGACCGGAAUACCCGGAGCAAGCGCUCAAGUAGCCAAUACAUAUGCACCGUACUUUAGCGCCGCUGGACCGAUGAUGGGACCAACCACAAUCAUAACUUCGGACCCGAACAAUCCGCUGGCAAUGGCCGUACAACAGACAAUGGUCACACCGCAGAAAAUGCCUCGCAACGAUCGCUUGGACAUGGAUAUGAAAGCCGUUGGAACACUUUAUUACGACAACUUUGCUUUCCCGGGAAUGAUGCAAUACAAACGUGCCGGCAACGACAAAAACGGAAUGCCGGUGUUCCACCAACAGAGCUCCGGCACUUAUCAACAACUGCUCCAGCCUUUUGUGCCCACGGUGUCUUUUGCCGCUCCACCAGGCAUUCCCAGGUAUUAAUGAGAUGGUCACGUUCCCUCGGCAGCCGUUAUACACCAUAACAUCCGAACUUAACGCAGCUACGGAAUUUAUGGCAGUAGCCUAAUUUAUCGACUAUAAGAUUCGAGUCGUCGACAUAAAAUAAAUUAUUAUUAUUAUCUAUAUAUAAUCUAUAUACAUAAAUAAUUUAUAUAUUUAAUUAAAUAUACCCUUAAGCGCGUGUGUAUUGAAUAGCUAUAUUAUUAUAUUUACCUAAUAGACAUAAAAUUUUAAAAAUAUAUAUUUUGUAGAAUAUAUAUUUACAUACAUAAAUAAUGACAAACUAAUUAAACGGCCAUUUUUAUAAAAAAAAAAUACUUUAUACGGUUAACACUGUAUUUUUAAAAUCCUUACAACAUUUACCUAUAACAUAGUAAACGUCAUCUCUUCAUUCAGGAUUCGUUUCAGAAAUAUAUUAGCAUUAUCGUUUGUCAUUAUUUUAAUGUACUUAUAUUAUGCAAUUAUUAUUAUAACAUAUUACAACUAUUAUAAUUACCCAUUUACAUUAAUCUAGUGUAUUGCAUUGGAGCACCAACUUUUGUUUUUAGUUAGAUUUGUUAAAAAGUAACAACAACAGUUUUAGGUCCGCUUAUUGUAAUAUACGUAGUAACAUAAUAUUAUAAUUAGUUUUAAUUAUUAAGUACCAUUCGUAAUCGAUGUGAUACGGUAAGCUAAAGAAAACGUGAAAAUCUAGUAGGCGCCAAAGAAAGCGAAACCUUCAAUUUCGCUAAGAGGAAUCGGUCUUCUGAUAUAAUAUAUAUGUGUAUAUUUUAACUAGUUAACCAAAAUUUAAAAAACUAAAAUAGGUAUAAUUGUUACGCUCAUAGUAUUGAACACAUAACAUUAUUAUUGUAAUACCGGUAGAACUGGGUAACUUCAGAUGUAAUAUUAUAUUGGUUAAUUUCAGUACGUAUUAUUUUACCCGCGUCCGGCCAAAUUACCCAUACUUGUCCCAAGUAACCCGGUUUUACGGUAAUAAGACAAUUAUGUGAACUUAGGGAUGACGUGUUCGUUUAGAAUAUUAAAAUAAAAAACGUUUAUAUGUGUACAUAACGUCGAGACACCAGUAAAACAAAAAUAAUAAUAAAAACAAAAAAAAAAUGUCUAAAAUAUAUUAUUAUGUACCUAUUAAGAAAAUAUAUAUACUUAAGUAAAUCUAUAAAGUACAUACAAUAGAAUAAUAAUAACGAUUUAUAUUAUAUAAUAGAUUGUAAUGUUUAAUUAAUAAGGAAAAUUAUUAUGUGUAUAGUUAAAAACGUCCGACCCGUUAAACGCGGCAACUGUCCCAAAUCAUACAUCUAAUAAUAAUAUUAUUACACAAUAUAGGCAUACAAAAUAUACUUAACCGAAAAUACAAAACAAAAUUCAAUCAGGUUCAUCCGUUUUAUAUUGAAAAAAAUUGGUUUUCUCUGCGGAUUUAAUUGAAAUACAUAUUAUUAGCUAUGUUUACACGUGCAAAGACGGUUUUCUUUUGAGACAUACACCACGUUAUAGAAGAGACAAGUAUGGCAAGUAUCGUUGGCCCAUUCAAACCCCUAAAACUCCAAGUUAGAACUGUCCAGUAAGCUUGCAAUUCAAUAUUUAUUUUUCCAAGUGGAAGAUUCGCCGGCUAUGACUACUAAUUUAAUAUUAUAUAUUUUAAACUUACAGAGUUUUCAGUAUACCUGCCCCUUGCCCCCCCCCUCCUCUGAAUUUGUACCAAUGUCGAUAGGCUGAGUUUCCAUACUUGUCUCUUCCAUACCGUUCAUACACACACACAUACACACGCAUAUGCACGCUUGCUGUGAUAACAGUCAUAGUAAUAAUAAUUGUAUUAUUAUUAUUAUUAUGUGACAUAUUUGGUGAGACAUACUUUGUUUUCGUGCUAUUCUUGCAAAAUUAUAUUUUCGACUUUUCCAAAGACAAUCAAAAUAAAUAGAUAUUAUAAACAAAAAAAAAACCGGUACUAGUUGGUACCGGUCAAUCAAACACCUCUAUAUUUUAAUACAUUCGGUAUCCCUUUACACCAUUCGCCCAUCUAGGCGCCUAGGGGUUAGUUUACCCGCUCAUCCCUUUUGGUCCCGCAUUUAAACCCUGUUAUCCCUGGGGCGCACCUAGAGUUAUUUGGAAUAAUUCAAAAUUGCACGUCUCCCCCCCCCCCCAAGACUUCCCAAGGUCGACUUCGGGCCACCGCACCUCGCCGAAAUUUAUCGGUUCUAAUUAAAACGGAUUUCCACCAUCAUAACACAAGCCCCUUAAGCGGUAGUAGCGAAUCUGUAUAAUUUAAUAAUAUUCAAAAGUACAACGGCGUUUUGUAGGUUUACUUAAAUUCGAAAAUUAUUCAAUAUUUUAUUUUACAUCCUACCUAUUUAUUUAUUAAAUUGUGUCGUUACACUAAUAGCCGACAUUGCUUAAUUUUUUAUAUUAAAUUAUGAUACGAUAGUGGUGUUGUCUUACCGCAUAGUACCCCUACUUAUUAUUAUCAACUAUCCCAUAGCGUGAAUCAUAGGCCGUUCAUUCGGUAUAUAGUUUAGUUGAACUUGGGCAUGUCUGUCUAAUAAAAUACUUAUACCAACGGCUUGUUUACCUUUUGCGUCUACUAUUCAAAUGUAUACAUUUCUAUACUUAUAUACCUAAUAAAUAUAUUCUAAGUUAGACAUUGCUUAGGCCAUUGAUUUCGGCAUCGGUAUACAUUAAAAUGUACUUGUUUAGUAAAUAAUAAUAAUAUUAUCGCUGUCGUGUGCCAUUGUAGGUAUGUUGUAUUAAUUAUUAUAAUAUUAAAGAACAAAACAAAAAAAAAAUUCAUCUAAAAUACCUUUUAGUAUUAUAAUACCUUUGUGUGUGUGUUUGUGUGUGUAUAAUAGUGGUUAUUUUUAUUACUAAUUAAUAGUUAGAAGUGUAUACAUAAGCGCUUAUUAAUUAAUAUUGUUUGUACGUAACUUUAUGCGAAUAGAAUAAAUUUGGUAGGGUCUUGCUAUGUUAGAACAGUGUAAAAUAUAAAUUUUACUUAAAUUGUGUAGGCAUAUUAAAUGCUAGAGUGAUUAAAAAAAAAAAUUUUAAAAAGGAAGGGACGGCAUUUUUUUUUAAUUUUUCGAAAUCAGUGUAAAUUAUAUUAUGUUGCAAAGGUUUUUUUUUUUAAAUAACAUCAUGGUUAAUAAAUUAAGAUCUGCAUAAAUUCGUAAGAGGUAUAAAUUAUUUCACAGUUUAGUAAACAAAGCAAUCGAUUGAUCAUUUUUUUUAUCAAUUUAACUAGCAUAUAAAAUAACAACUACUCUUAGGCGUUCAUCAGCUAUUCUAAUAUUAAAAUCCUAAGUAAACGAAUACAAGUUUAGUUAAUCAAUAAAAUACUAUAAUGUAAAUUGAUAGCACUAGUUUCAGACAAAUAUUGCAUAGACAAUUUCAAAAUAUUGUUAUGAUAUUUAUUUAUUUUACCAUAAUGGUUUUUCAUUUUUAUCCGUUAUUAUAAUUUUACUUUUUUCCCUAAAAGGAUUUUUCAAAAACCCCAAAAAACCACUGCGGCCAAAUUACUAAUUUCAUUUUUUCAUUCUCUUUAAAAAAAGGUCCCUUUUGUUAGUACCACAUUAAUACAUACUUUUUGACAAGCGUGGUUGUUUUUUUUUUAUAUACAAAAAAAACAGGUGACGGCGAACCUUUUAUGACUUUUGGGACAACCCGUAUAGAUAAUAAUAUACUAUACUUAUAUUGUAAUCUCUAAUCUAAGUGUCUAAGUAAUUAUUAACAUAUUUCAUUUUAUAUACCAUACAAGUGUAUGUAAUCGUGAGUUCGAUAAACUAUUAGCAUUAUAGCAAUGUAAAUCGUACAAUUUAAUCGUAAUUUUUUUUUUUUUACCAGAAAUUGGAAUUUCAUAGUUACUUUGUAAAACGACGGUUAACCUAUUUUAAACGUAUAUUUUUAGAGUUUUCGGUUUCUUUUUUUUUUUUUUAAGUUGUUAUUGUUUUUAAUUUUUUUUUUUUUUGUUCCUUUUAAUUAAUUUUGUUAUUGUUUUGUUGUCAUUUGUUUAUUUAUUAUAAUUAUAAUUAUUGCCUACCUUUUAUGAUUUUAUUUAAGUUAUUACUUAUUAUUAUGAUAUAAUGGCAUUAUAUUACACGAGUCGGGGUGGUGUAAGAGGGUCGCAUAAUUUACUGAAAAAUAUUUCUCCGUUUAAAAUGCAAAACGAAUAUUGUAUGAAUAUUGAUUUCAAUAACGAAAGUUGUUUAUAACAAAAAAAGAAAACAGGUCAUGUCUUUAAGAUGCCGUCUAAUAAGUACCAAUCGACAAGCACAUAAUAAUAAUAAUAAGUCACACUCCAAAAACUACUUUUAACCAAAAAUCCAAUACCUUUUCAACUUAUCAAAGUCUUGGCUAUAAAUAAAUUUUAACCUACCGACCUUUCUUGCCCUGCGUCGUAUUUACCAUGUAAUAUUUUUCGUUUAUUUAUUAACCUUAUAUUUACACAUAUAUUCUACAUAAUAUUAUACUAACAACAAAAAAAAAAAGUAAAAAUUAAACAAUAUUAUGUUUCCUAUACCCGCCUAACGGUGAUUAGGUACUAAUAUAUAUUUUUUUGUAACAAAAUCUUGACUAGAGAUAAUAGUAUUGUGAAGUAUUUAAAUUUGUACAAGAAUAAAAAAACGUGGAAAGCGAAGUAUGAUUUUUUCACCGUUUUGAGAACAAGACAAGUCGCCACACAAUAGACAAUCAGAAUAACAAUACUUAAAAAUAUUAUGAUAAUAAUGUCCUUGAUUGCCGUCGAUAAAUCAGUUCGAUUGUUUUCAAAUACAUAUUUUUUUUUUUUUGGUUUUCAAUUUUCAACAAAUCGUUUUUCCAAAAAAAUCCUAGCAUUAUCAUUAAGACUUUAAAAGUUGAUUACUAUUUUAAAUGUAUUUAAACAUAUAAAUUGUUAUCGUACCUAUAAUGCACAAUUUA